This is a messenger RNA of Indicator indicator, 2286 nucleotides long. RefSeq names its product endothelin converting enzyme like 1 (gene ECEL1). The record is from RefSeq and is a predicted model, not a curated record. Bases 1 to 2286 code for a protein of 761 amino acids. The transcript is spliced from 17 exons. Gene Ontology annotation, biological process: protein processing. Gene Ontology annotation, molecular function: metalloendopeptidase activity. Gene Ontology annotation, cellular component: plasma membrane. Lineage: Eukaryota; Metazoa; Chordata; Aves; Piciformes; Indicatoridae.
AUGGAGAAGACCUACUCAUUGACGGCCCACUAUGACGAGUUUCAGGAGGUGAAGUAUGUGAGCAAGUACCAGAGUGGCACCCUGCCCAACGGCUUUGCCCUCCAGCUGGGCACCGGGACCAAGAAACGCCGCGGAGGACUGCCACGCUGGAGUCGCCGGGAGGUCUGCCUGCUCUCGGGGCUGGUGUUCGCUGCGGGGCUCUGCGUCAUCUUGACGUGCAUGUUGGUCCUCAAGUACCUGGCUGCAGAAGGGGACAGCUACUGCCUGGAAGGGUGCCAGGAGAAGAAGGCCUUCCUGCGAGCAUCCCGCUUCCUCAGUGCCAACAUGGAUGCCACCAUCGACCCCUGCCAGGACUUUUACUCCUUUGCCUGCGGCGGCUGGCUGCGGCGGCAUGGCAUUCCCGAGGACAAGCUGGUGUAUGGCACCAUCGGGGCCAUCGCCGAGCAGAAUGAGGCCAAGCUGCAGGCACUGCUGAGCCGCCCUGUGCGGCGCCGAGCCCCCUCCUCAGCUGAGAGAAAGGUCAAGGAGUUUUUCCGCUCCUGCCUGAACCGGGCCGAGAUCGACCAGCUGGGCCCACGGCCCAUGCUGGAGGUCAUCGGGGAGUGUGGCGGCUGGGAUGCCUCCCCAGGCCGCGGGGACCUCAAUGAACUGCUUUACAAGACGCAGGGGGUCUACAGCGCUGCCGUGCUCUUCUCCCUCACCGUCAGCCUGGAUGAGAGGAACACCUCCCGCUACGUCAUCCGGAUCGACCAGGAUGGGCUGACUCUGCCUGAACGGACUCUUUACCUGGGGCAGGAUGAGGAGAGCGAGAAGAUCCUAGCUGCAUACCGUGUGUUCAUGGAGAGGCUGCUCACUCUCCUGGGGGCUGAGCACGUGGAGCAGAAGGCCCAGGAGAUCCUACAGCUGGAGCAGCACCUUGCCAACAUCACAGUGUCUGAGUAUGAUGACACGCGGAGGGACAUCAGCAGCAUGUACCACAAAGUGACCCUGGGCGAGCUGCAGCGCAUCACCCCUACACUCAAAUGGAAGCGUUUGCUGGACCGCAUCUUCCAUGACAACUUCUCAGAGGAGGAGGAGGUGGUGCUGCUGGCCACUGACUACAUGCAUAAGGUGUCUGACCUCAUCCGUGUGACACCUAGCAGGAUCCUUCACAACUACAUGCUGUGGCGCAUCGUGGUGGUGCUGAGCGAGCAUCUCUCCACGCCCUUCCGUGAUGCCAUUCAUGAGCUCUCCAAGGAGAUGGAGGGCAAUGAGAAGCAGCUGGAGCGGAGCAAGGUCUGCCUGAGCCAGGCCAACAAGCACUUUGGCAUGGCCCUGGGCGCCCUCUUUGUCGAAGAGCACUUCUCGUCUGCCAGCAAAGCCAAGGUGCAGCAGCUGGUGGAGGACAUCAAAUACAUCCUGGACCAGCGCCUGGAUGAGCUGGACUGGAUGGAUGAGGAGACACGGAGAGCAGCCAGGGCCAAGCUUCGGUACAUGCUGGUGAUGAUCGGGUACCCUGAUUUCCUGCUGAAGCCAGAGGCCAUUGACAAGGAGUAUGAGUUCGAUGUGGAUGAGAAGACCUACUUCAAGAACAUCCUCAACAGCAUCGCCUUCAGCAUCAGGCUCUCAGUGAAGAAGAUACGGCAGGAGGUGGACAAGUCUGCGUGGCUGCUGCCUCCCCAGGCACUAAAUGCCUACUACCUGCCCAACAAGAACCAGAUGGUGUUCCCUGCUGGCAUCCUGCAGCCCACCCUCUAUGACCCUGAGUUCCCGCAGUCACUGAACUACGGUGGAAUCGGCACCAUCAUCGGGCAUGAGCUGACUCAUGGCUACGACGACUGGGGGGGACAGUACGACCGUCAUGGGAACCUGGUGCACUGGUGGACGGAGAGGUCGUACAGCAAGUUCCUGAAGAAGGCGCAGUGCAUUGUCAACCUCUACGACAACUUCACUGUCUACAACCAGCGGGUGAAUGGCAAACACACGCUGGGGGAGAACAUAGCUGACAUGGGAGGCCUCAAACUUGCCUACUAUGCCUACCAGAAGUGGGUGCGGGAGCAUGGCCCUGAGCACCCUCUGCAUCACCUGAAAUACACACAUGACCAGCUGUUCUUCAUUGCCUUUGCCCAGAACUGGUGCAUCAAGCGGCGGUCCCAGUCCAUCUACCUGCAGGUGCUGACGGACAAGCACGCCCCGGAGCACUACAGGGUGCUGGGCAGCGUCUCACAGUUCGAGGAGUUUGGAAGGGUUUUCCACUGCCCCAAGAACUCACCCAUGAACCCAGUGCACAAGUGCUCGGUGUGGUGA